Molecule: messenger RNA, 678 nt
Organism: Gastrolobium bilobum
Lineage: Eukaryota; Viridiplantae; Streptophyta; Magnoliopsida; Fabales; Fabaceae
Exons: 2
Coding region: 1-678 (225 amino acids)
Source: RefSeq, a predicted model, not a curated record
AUGAUUAACGUGGAAAAAGAAAUUUAUGAUGACUGGAUUAAGACCCACCCCAGUGCCAAAGGGCUUUUUAAAAAUCCAUUCCCAUUCUUUGAUGAAUUAGCACCAAUCUUCGGGAAAGAGGUUGCAACCGAAGAAAGGGCAGAGGGACCUGAAGAUGCUGUUCAACAGAUGGAAAAAGAGGCUGCUGUUUAUGAUGAGAGUGGGAAUUUGGCAGAUGAUUUCUUUGAACAAAUGCUGGACCCUACACAGAGUCAGAAUUAUUGUCCAAUGCCUGAGCCUACAACUGAAGAGGGACCUGAAGUACAUUCACCUGUGUCAGUAACUGUAACAAAAAAGGGUAAGAAACGAGCAAGGAGUGAGGAUGUUGUCAUUGGAGUAGUCUCUGAAGCAAUGGACAAGCUUACCCAGUCACAUACAAGAACAACUAACAAAAUAGAUAACCUGGUUGGCUGUUUUAAACAUAAGGCAGAGGAUAGGGAGCUGAGAAGGUCAAUUCUGGAAGAAUUAAAACAGAUUGAAGGAUUAAAUACUGCUCAAAGGGUGAAGGUUGCAAUGAUCAUGGGCAGAGAUAGAAAACUGACUGAUGACAAUUACAUGGUUAUAAAAAAUCUACAGUUACUUGUAAGUCCAAACUUCAAAAUUACAAAUCUCAAAGUGACAAAGUCUGGAUAUUUGUGA